AUGCCGGGUUUCUCGCCCAGCCGGCCUGCAGCAACGCCACUGUCCUGUUCUCCCAGCUAUUCACAGCACGGAAGGAGGGAGCUCCGCGGGACAAGGAAGAGCGAGGGUCUGGAGUUCCGCGCUGUAGCUCCCCGGAAGCGGAACGUCCCGGCGCGACAGCAGACGCACGCCCACCUGCCCUGCACCAUACAUGUUUUUCGGAACGGGGAUCUGCUGAGCCCUCCCUUCCCUCUGCCGCUCUCCAAGAGCCCCUCGCUGCAGUGGGACGCGCUCCUGGCCACGCUGACGGAGAAAGCCGACCUGCGCAGCGGAGCUGUCGACAAGCUCUGCAGGCUGGACGGAACCCGGGUGUCUGCCGGCGAGGAGCUGGUCGAUGGCCGUUACUACGUGGCAGUGGGACACGAGGGGUACAAAAACCUGCCCUACUUGGAGCUGCUGGUGCCCCAGGAUUCUGUGCGCAGGACGCUGCGGGAGCACCCCAACAGCAGGCGCAGAACGUACCGCAGAAUGUUUGGUGAACCCCGUGCCACCUCCCGGGCCAGCGCUGGUGCCUCUGCUCUUGCUGCACCACACCAGGCCCAGCGGAAGCGCGGGAUGGACGCUUUCAGCCGGACGGUCGCAGGGCGCUGA
Molecule: messenger RNA, 630 nt
Organism: Eurypyga helias (sunbittern)
Lineage: Eukaryota; Metazoa; Chordata; Aves; Eurypygiformes; Eurypygidae
Gene: DCDC2B
Product: doublecortin domain containing 2B
Exons: 7
Coding region: 1-630 (209 amino acids)
Biological process (GO): intracellular signal transduction
Cellular component (GO): microtubule organizing center; microtubule
Source: RefSeq, a predicted model, not a curated record